CAACGUAAACAAAGUCGCAGAUCGACUGAACAAGAACAACAUGUUGGUCUUGAUUUGAGAUUGGUUUGUCCAGUCGUUAGGAAGCGACUUGCCGACUUGCAAUUUCAGUAGCAUAUUGACACGUGUGAACCCGCCUUUACUCUAAAGCUCCCUCAGGAUUUUUUUUCCUGUAGCAGCUAUCCUCGCUGUUCCCUUGCUCCCUCACGCACCCCACUCACUCAAACCCUCUCCUCCACCUCCUUGUUUCACUGCUCACCUCACCGCCUCUCUUCAUUAUUCACUUAACUUCAUUAUUUUCUCGGAAUCUCUAAAUACGUUCGGUAAUCAGUUGGUGAAGAAUGUUAUGGAGAAUUUUAAAAAAUAUAAAGCACGAAAACCUUUUCCUUUGCAAUAAACUUGCUUGAAAAUAAUUUGUAGGAUAGUAUUUGCACAUGACUUUAGAAAAUCGCUAGUACAUUAUGUCAGUAGUGUGCACGUCUGUAAACUGUUUUUUUUACGAACAAUGUGAAUAUGUCCAAUAUGAUAAUCAUGAUAUAUUUUUAGCUUCUACAAACAAAUGGAGAAUUUAUCUGAUUAACUUUCUUCACCGGGCUAUAUUUAAGGUCAGGUCAGAUCAGUCAGGUCAAUUGGAGAUUCGAAGAGAAAGUUAUGUUAGUCUUUGUGGUAUAUAUAGUUGCUGGGCGCUCGCUUGUGUGUGUGUGUUGAACCAUGGCUGUAUUGUCCUGCGGUCGUGAUCUGUUAGCAGUGGCCGUGCUGACGACCGUAAUGAUUCUCAGCAGUCCCGCCACCCACGCCCUCUUUGUGGACAGAGAAUCUCCUAUCAGACAGGUCAUCCUGGGAGGCAUGACGUCCAUUGAGCGGCAUCAUUACUUUGGUGACGGCAGCGAUCCCGUGUUUCAUCUCGCACGGCCCCGGCUCAUACCCACCAACGUCACCCAGCAAGUCAGGCUGACCAUUAGUUCAGGGGACUUUCACCUUGACUCUACGUUAGCGACCGCGGACGGUCUGCUGGCGGACCAUCUCCUCGAAGGCAUUACUGUGAACGGCCAUACAGUAAGCAUACAACUCUGUCACUUCCGAGCCUCCAAUGCCACACACGUCAUCAGCGUCAACAACUGCGACGGCCGCGGACUGGACGGUAUCUUCGUGACGCCAGACAAGGUGAUCAGCAUGCAUCCAAUACCCUCUCGUCUGUCGCCUGUCAUUCAGCCUCUCCUGCCGUGUUCAUACUUCAGUCCUGCCCCUAAUGGCACAUACGGUGUCCACAUCCUACAUGCCGCCCCUAAGAGGACCAUGGGAGGUGGACGUGCCAAGAGGGAGAUGAGGAGAGGCCGUGGCGAGGAGCUUUGUGCAACUGGACCGAAGCAUGAUGUGUCCACACUGUUCCGAGGGGAGGAUCCUGAGGAGAGCUAUCGCAGGCCAAUCAGAUUCCGUGAUGUGACUGAACUUACUGGUGACCUUGAUCUUCAGAAAAUUGAAGACACGCAGGAUGCUCAUCUGGAAGACCACAACCACACCGUGACGGCCAACCCUGUGUCUGCUGUGCUGCGGCGCACGGUGGAGCUGGCCGUGUUCUGUGACAGUGACCUCUACAGAAACUUCCCACUCAAGUUUGACGGCAACCGAGAAUCACAAGUCUCCAACUAUGUACUCACCAUUGUCAAUGCUGUUCAAGGGAUCUACCACCAACAGGAGCUUGAAGGAUAUGUGGUGGACUUGAGUUUGGUAGAAAUGCAAAUUCUAACAGAGAGUAACAGCCGAAACUACCCAAGUUCCAGUGGUGGAGAUAUUGGCGCAUACCUCAGCUCUUUCUGUGCAUGGCAGCAGAAUAGAAACCCAGGAGACGACACCAAUCCCAAACACUGGGACCAUGCGCUCAUGCUUUCUGGGCUGGACCUUCACUCAUCCGGCAACCCCUCAGUGAUCGGUCUGGCAUGGGUUGGUGGCAUGUGUCGCCCCUCCCACUCCUGCACCAUGAAUGAGGGUCUUGACUUCAGCAGUGUGUAUGUUGUAGCUCAUGAAAUGGGACACAACUUUGGCAUGAACCAUGAUGGCCAAGGAGAUGCAAGUGCCUGCAGCAGUACAAGUUACAUCAUGUCGCCAUCAGUGGGUCCUGGCAAAACAACAUGGUCAUCUUGUUCUUCCAAGGUGCUGCACUCCUUCCUCAGCAAAACUUCAUGUCUGGAUGAUGGAAAAAGCAGGACGGGACGUGUCCAUGAAGAAACCAAUAGAGUGGAUAAAAAAAUCAAAUAUGAACUGAGAGGAAGCAUUGUGAAAGCUGACAGGAGAGCUCAUGAGGUGAAGCUUGAGUCAUUGCUCAGGUUAACUCCUGGUUACCAGUUUCCACUGACUGAACAAUGCAAGGCCAUGUAUGGACGGGACUAUCACCCAGCAUUGACAAAAGAGGAUCUGUGCAAGUACCUAUACUGCACUAAUGGAGUGGUGACUCGUCCUGCUCACCCAGCUCUGGAAGGCUCUUUCUGUGGCUCUCAUAGGGUGUGCAUUGCUGGGAAGUGUAGGCAAGAGGAGGAACUUGUGAGCCUCUUGGCAUACAAUAUUCCCAGUCCUGAUGAACCUGGUGAGCAGCAGACUGAGCCUCCAGGUUUCGAGGAAGACUUAUCAUCAUCACCUACUACAAGUCCACCAGUAUCCUCUACCUCUUCACUUGUGAUGGGAACUUGUAUAGAAGAGCCAGCAACAGAAGGGAAACACUGCAAUAAUGACAGCUCUACAAUAUCCCCAUGCACUUGUGUCUUGGAUGCCACUCCUCCUGAUGACAUUGCUAACAUACCAAAAGAAAUUUGCCCGUUCUUAGCACCAGUAUUUCAUGAGCUAUUCAACUGUAGUUCUGAAUGUCCUCAGUUUGACCUGUACCUUGAUCUUGCUACUGGUAACUUUUCCCAGGCAUUAAUUGGCCCAAAGCUUUUGAAAGAGCUGUCUCAGUCAUGCACUUUUGAUCAUUACAACAUAGUCAUGGAUCAGGAUAGCAGCAAAAUGAGUGGCUCCCUUCCCUUUGUUUCUCCUAUGAAUUCAGAAAUUUGUAAAGGACUCCCUCAUUUUCUUCAUCCAUCCAUUGGAUGCUCCUAUUUGGGAAAUGAGGAUCAGGGAUGCAUUCCUCAGAACAUCAUACUGAAAACACCUGAUCAGAACAUCAAUUAUAUACAUACAAAAGAACAAACAGAUGAAAGUGUUAUGAGGAAAUUGAAAAAUUAUUCUCAGAGAAGCAGUAACAGAAUUUAUGAAGAAUUUGUGAAUAAUUCUACUUCCUUCACAAUACAAACAGAAGAGAAUCAGUUUAUUUCUUGUAACUUAGAGGCAACAUUUCCCAAGACGCUGCGUGACUUGCCUAGUGACGUUUGUCCCUUCUUAGCUCCAUUUCUUCAUGGGCUAUUUAACUGUUCCAAAAAUGCUUGUGUGGAUUAUAUUAUUGUCAUAAAUCUAAAGGAGCAUAACAUCACUAAAGUGCCCCUGACGGGGCAAUCUCAGCCCCAUGAUUCAUGUCCAGCCUGUUCACUUGAUGCAGAAAGUAUAUCUAGUAUUCUGUUUAAGAUCAUUAAGGCUGUUCUUGAAAUUUUAUCUCAAUCGACGUUCAUCUGCAAAUUGUUGCCAGUUUACUUGAAACCAUGGCUUCCUAAUUGUUCCUCAUUACCUUUAAUGGACUCUGUCCCGGAGGACACUUGUCCUCCCGUAGCAGUGGUGGUUGAGAUUGAAAAUGCUGCCUUUACCUAUUCUUUAAACUCAGCACGUCGGCAUGAAGGUAUCAUGCACCAAUUACAGUGGCAUGGAAAGCUUUAUGAUCUGGAAAAUGUUACCAGUGGGAGGGAUGCAUUGACUCUGUUAAAGGACAAAUAUUCAUUAGAUACUGACAAUCAAGUUGUUAGGAAAUAUGAUUCCAAGGAAUUAUCCCUGAAUCUUCUUGACAAUUCUCUCCGGGAGUAUGUUGGCCAGAAAGAUAGAUUCCUUCCCCUCAAUGCACCUGAGGCGAUGCCCCACACCAAGGUAGGGAAGUGCAGCGUGACGUGUGGCCGGGGAGUACGUAUUGUGGAGCAGGAAUGUGUUGAUGUCCAUACUGAAGAAGUACUUGACAAUGACUCCUGUCAAGGUUAUAUAGUACCCAAGCCAGCAAUAGAGCAAUGUGUUCUACCAGACUGCCUCCUCCCUCAAUGGAAAAUAGAGGAGUGGGGAGCCUGUCAGCAGUGCGGGACCGGUGUACAGUUCCGACAGGUACAAUGUACUAUUCCCAUUCUGGAAUCGCAGGCGGUACAAGAUGAUACUGGUCAGGGAGUAAAUAACAUUAAUCUUGUGGCAAGCCCUGUCCUGGUGGUAGAGGACAAGCAGUGUGAGGGCGAGCGGCCUCCUAGUGUGCAAGAAUGCCACAAAAUAUGCACUGAAGAGGUGGCUGUGGACAGUCUUGAGAUUGCAAAGGACUUCGACUACUGAAGGAGUGACGAGAAAUCAUCCCAUUCCUCAAAGCCUGGUGGCCGCACUCUCGUCAAGUGAGUAUGCAGGCCUGGGUGUUGUCCCCCAAGAAGAAAUUGUUCCUGGUCCGCCCCCGUGGAUGCUGCCCAUACCUCACGUGUGCUACACUCCCACUUCGAAGACUGCUCUC
Portunus trituberculatus (swimming crab) is the source of this 4609-nucleotide messenger RNA. RefSeq lists its product as uncharacterized. The transcript has 18 exons. Gene Ontology annotation, molecular function: metalloendopeptidase activity. NCBI's taxonomy places the organism in Eukaryota, Metazoa, Arthropoda, Malacostraca, Decapoda, Portunidae. The record is from RefSeq and is a predicted model, not a curated record. The coding region runs from base 709 to 4440 and encodes 1243 amino acids. Gene Ontology annotation, cellular component: extracellular matrix. Gene Ontology annotation, biological process: extracellular matrix organization; proteolysis.